Messenger RNA from Cladocopium goreaui, 1188 nucleotides. Lineage: Eukaryota; Dinophyceae; Suessiales; Symbiodiniaceae. The record is from the annotation of a GenBank genome assembly.
AUGGGAGAGGUAGAUGGUGAGACCCAGCUGCAAGAGUUGCUUAGAAGACCGCCUGCAGAUGUGGCAACUUGGGUUGUGCAGCAGGCUCAAGCCCUCUCUUCUGGCGAACCCGUUGAACAGUUGCAAAUCUUUCAGGUUGCAGGGGCUUUGAGUGCAGUCCCCGUGGAGCAAAAGCAGGAAUUGAUGAAGAGUGCCAUCUCUGGCUUUGGUCAGCUGCCAGCCGACCAGCGAGUAGAGGCCCUCCGUUUCGCCGUGAACACCGCAGUGGCUGGCAGCUCGAACGCCUCCAAUGCGACUGGACGUGCGGAUCCUGUGAUGCAGAACGUGGGCAAGCUCCUCAAGGAAGCCAAAAUAGACAAAUUGCCUCCAGCGGAGAAGCAACAGCUUGCCCAGGAGAUUCAGCAAGAUGCUGCACAGCUGGUGCAGCCUCAGCAGAUUUUGGAGGUGGUUGCAGAGCUGAAGCCUGAAGAAAGGGAGCACGUCACGGAGGCACUCAUUGAAGCCAAGCUCGUUAACGAGGAGCAGAAAGCAGUGCUUGAACAAGCUAUGCGUCCUGGUGGGUAUGCUGACAAGCUUGCAGCAGCUCUGAAAUUGUGGGCCAUGGUAGAGGAAUACAGUGCGGUCCUUCUUGCUCUGCCGUUUUUGGAGUUGCUGAUGGCUUUGAUGUUUGGUGGACAGUCCUGUCCAUCUGGCCUCUCAGCAUGGCUACGAGCAGACGCCAUAUCUGCCGUGGUCAUGGUAGGUGGAGUUUGGUUGUGUAGCUCUCAACUAGAGCCAGUCCUUCAACAUGUACGACAAGAUCCGGUUGGCGUUGGUCAGCAAUGGCAGCAGAACCAGAACCUGCCCUUGCAGCAACGCUUGGAAAUGCUGGUGCCAGGUGUUGGCAUCUUUGCUUAUCAGCUGAGUGCAAUUGGUGCAGUCAUUGCAGUAGUCUUCCUGGCGUUUGGUCUUGCCAAUACUCUCGUCGGCCUUAUGGAACUUCUGGGAACAGUGAUCGUGGGCUGCAGCAUUUCUGUGGCCAUUAUCAGCAUGUGCUUCUUAGCUGUCAGGUGUGCAACUGUGGUGGGCAUACUCGCAGCUGCGAAGAUUGUGCUUACAGAGAUCCAGGUGAUGAGUUUGGACGGCUACACUUCUGAGGAUCCCCUCCUGCGUGGAGAUGUCUUUGAAAGGAACCCGAUGCAACCAUGA